Messenger RNA from Oppiella nova, 634 nucleotides. Lineage: Eukaryota; Metazoa; Arthropoda; Arachnida; Sarcoptiformes; Oppiidae. The record is from the annotation of a GenBank genome assembly.
UAUCUAUUAUUUCAUUACAAAUAGUAUAUUAGAGAUUAAUAUACAAUUUUAGUUUUGUAAUUGAGUCUGAUUAAAUCAUUGCAAAAUGUUUCCCAACUUGCUCAGUUGCCUGUUUGGCAUCUCAAUGGUGGCGUUCAAAAACCAACAAAUUGUUCCUGAUCUUAUCGAUACUGUUCCUAAAGAUCUGAUCCAGAUUAAAUACCCGAGUGGUGUGUCCGUGCAAUUAGGCAACGAACUGACCCCGACUCAAGUAAAGGACGAGCCCACUGUCUACUGGCCCACAGAGGUGGGCGCCCUAUACACCCUGGCCAUGAUAGACGUGGACGCCCCCAGUCGGGCCAACCACACGUGGAGGGGUGUGAAGCACUGGUUGGCUGUCAACACACCGCACACUAACACGAAGUUUGCCUACACUUUGGCCGACUAUAUGGGCUCAGGACCACCGAAAGGGUCAGGUCUGCACCGGUAUGUCUUCCUGGCCUACAAACAGGCCCAUAGAAUAGGUGGUAUGGAUCCGGACAAUGACAAUAGACUCAACUUUGACAUCAACGCGUUCGCCAAGCAAUACGACCUUGGUCAACCCAUAGCCGGUAACUUUUUCGUGGCUCAAUGGGAUCAGUCUGUAGAGGACUAA